UACCUCAGUCAUCAUGAACUGUUCUGCCUGCCAGCACUCAGGUGGGAGAUGUGGAUCAAACAUUACAUCGCUUGAGUUCUUAUGCCUCUGCCCUGACCAACCUUACCCUCGAAUGUGUCUAAAACCUGGUACGCAUGUUUAUUCCUUUCACAUUAACAAGAUAUUUCUCUUCAUUGUUUUCCUCCAUAUGAUUCUUGAGCUUAAACAUCCUAAAGGAACUGUUUUAACUUAGGAAAUUCUAAAUUUUGAUAUUUAAAACUCGACUUACCUUCAUAAUCUUUGAGGCUUUGACUAGUUAGGUGGGUUUUAAUUCUAGUUCAAGUUAUUAACUGGUGAAUAUUUUUUCUUGAACUAGAUAGACAGACUUAAUUCGAGUUCGAGUUUUGAUUGUAUCAUAGGUUUGUAAAACAGAAUUUGAGGCAAUAUUAGAAUUCUAUUGCAAUUCUUAGACUUUGAAUGGUAAUCUCUGUAUUCUGCAGAUGCUAUUUCUUGGCAGUUUCAUCCUUCAUAGUUAUAGAGGUAGGUCAAACUUCUAAAUCAAAUAAUUAUCUUUCU
Rubroshorea leprosula is the source of this 555-nucleotide messenger RNA. Lineage: Eukaryota; Viridiplantae; Streptophyta; Magnoliopsida; Malvales; Dipterocarpaceae. The record is from the annotation of a GenBank genome assembly.